AUGGACAUGCCCAGGCCGCCGCAGCUCGCCGGAGUCUCGCCGGCUGCAGUCUACUUCUCCAGCGCUGGAGCGAGUGGGAAUAAUAAUCGGAGGAAGCGACCCAGGGAGGCCAUGGCCAUGGCGCCGCCGCCCGUGGCGGCGGCUAAGGAGGAGUACGUCAAUCUGUUCACAAUCCAGCCGCAGCAGUCGACGUCGUCGUUCGCCAACGUGGCGCUCUUCCACAACCAGAGCAGGGUCUCGUCGUCGCCGUCCCCGGCCGCGACGGCGCUCGUCUCCACCGGCCUCCGCCUGGCAUUCGACGAGCAGCAGCUACAGCAGCAGGAGAGCAAGCAGAUGAAUGCGUUGCGCUACUCGUCGUCGUCGCCGUCGCUGUUCGGCUCUGUCUCCGACGAGCUCGCCGCGCAGGUGAAGCAGCACGACGAGGAGAUCGACCGGUUCGUCCGCGAGCAGGGCGAGCAGCUCAGGCGGGCGAUGGCCGAUCGGCUGCGGCGCCACAACCGGGCGAUUCUGGUCAAGGCGGACCAGUCCGCGGCGCGCAGGCUCCGCGAGAAGGCGGCGGAAGCGGAGCGCGAGGCGCGGCGCGGCGCCGAGCUGGAGGACCAGCUCGCGCGCCUCCGCGGCGAGGCGGCGGCGUGGCAGGCCAAGGCGCUCUCGGAGCAGGCUGCCGCGGUCACCCUGCACGCGCAGCUCCAGCAGGCCGCGGCCGCGGCGCGGGCGUCGGUCGAGGAGCUCGCCGCCGCCGGCGACGCCGGCCCGGCGGAGUCCUCGUCGUCGGCGUACGUGGACCCUUGCCGCCGCACCACGGGGCCGUCCUCGUCGGACCGCGCGUGCCUCGGCUGCCGCCUCAGGCCGGCCUCCGUCGUGCUCCUCCCCUGCAGGCACCUCUCCCUCUGCGGCGAGUGCUUCGCCGCCGGCGACGCGGACGACGCCGCCAUGGCGUGCCCCGUGUGCCUGUGCGUGCGGACGGGGAGCGUAGAGGCCAUCCUCUGCUGA
Molecule: messenger RNA, 993 nt
Organism: Miscanthus lutarioriparius
Lineage: Eukaryota; Viridiplantae; Streptophyta; Magnoliopsida; Poales; Poaceae
Source: the annotation of a GenBank genome assembly